Schistosoma mattheei is the source of this 1191-nucleotide messenger RNA. NCBI's taxonomy places the organism in Eukaryota, Metazoa, Platyhelminthes, Trematoda, Strigeidida, Schistosomatidae. The record is from the annotation of a GenBank genome assembly.
AUGGAGUUUUAUGCAGUGUUCAUAUGUGUAUUAAUCAUAAAUGCUGCUUCGGCAGCUUACGAAGAUGCUCGGUGUAAAUGUGUCUGUUUACUCCCAAGCUCCUAUAUGAAUAAUACUAAAUCAUCAAAGAAGAUAUAUGUGAAAGCGAUUCCUUCUGAGAAAUGUACCUGUGAAUAUAUGUUACAAAACGAUAAAGACCUUUGUCGUUAUUGUGAAUGCAAAUUUCAGGUUAGAAAUACUGCUACCAUAAAAGUUGUUGUUUGCCUUAUUCUAACAGUCAUUACAGCCUUGGUUUUAUAUAUGCUAUUUCUCUUACUACUUGAACCAUUACUAUCUACAAGACAUUUAUCACAUAAAACAAUAAUUGAUAUGGGAAUAUGUUCAGAACCACAACAGCCAAAUAACUUUACUAUUAAUCAACACAAUAAUAAUGACAAGAUAAAUGAUGGAAGAUCAACUAAUUCAUGGGUUAAUAUAAACAUUCCCGUUAGUAGUAGUGGUCAUGGCGAUUCAGCUGUAUAUUCUAAAGCGAUUGAUAAAGCAGUUAUUUGGGAUAAAACUAAGUUGACUCCUAAACAAUUUAUGGAUUCCAAUUUGAGAAUAAUCACUCCUUCAAAUCGCUGGCGAUUACGUAAUCGCUCUGGGUUAAUUUCAAAUGAUCAAGUUGAAGAUCCUAAUGGAUUAAAUCUUACCACAAUACCUUCUACAUCUGUUGGAGUAUCUAGUGUUGUAAAUCGUGUUCGAGAUCAACAACAGCGUUGGAAAGGAAAUGUUGAAGCACAACGUACUCGUAGAAAUGAGCCUGUGUACCCGUGUAUAUAUAUAUUUUUGGAGAACACUGAAAUUAUUCCAAAAAUGAAUUUCUUUACACUUUACGUAACUUUAGUGUACACCAUUCUCAGCGCGCAUUCAAACAUUGAACCACUUAUAGAAAAAGUAAAUUAUUACAAUCUAGGUAAAUAUAAUAGUCAAGUCACACACAAAUCUAUUAACAGAAACUCUGAUAAGAUGCCUGAAUACGACGACCAACUUCCCGAUUUCCCACAUAAGCAAUUAGAAGAAGAAGAGAGCCCAUUUCACAAAUUUUCUGAACUUCUUAAUUCUGGAUCUGUCCUACCAUUGUGGUUGGUGAACCCAAUGUACUAUGUAUUUGAAGUGUUCGCAAGGACUGUAUCAUAUUACGUAAACUAA